Molecule: messenger RNA, 2409 nt
Organism: Stylonychia lemnae
Lineage: Eukaryota; Ciliophora; Spirotrichea; Sporadotrichida; Oxytrichidae
Source: the annotation of a GenBank genome assembly
AUGGAAUCUACAAGGCAAACAGUGGUUGAAGCUCAAAAGAAUCUCCAAAAACUUGAGUCGACUAAAAUUCAACUUGGGGACGACCCAUUUAGUUUGCUUUAAUAGCAAAAAGAGCAAGAAUAGACAUAAUAGCUCGAAAAAUAGUUGGUAUAGCUGUAAUUACAGUAAAAAUAGGAUCUGUAAUACUAGCAAGAUGGUUCAAGUAAAUCAACUAGUCCUUUUGAUUAGCAAAAUGAAAAGCAAUCUACAUUCUAUGAUGCCAAUAAUGGACUAGGAUAGUAGCAAGAAGACUUGCCCAACCAAAAGCAUUUUCAAGACUUUGGAUAUGAACUAUAACAGACUAACAAUGGAGAUAAUGCUGAUGAUGACUAACCAUUUGAAAAUGAAUAGAAUGAAGCAGGGGAAGAGCAGAAAAUUGAGGAAGAAGCUGAAAAGAUUGAGCCGUUGGUUGAAAGAGUGCGAAAGAGUUUGAAUUAGAAAUCUUAAAAGAAGAAAAUCUAAGGCCUUAUCGACGAUGAAAUAGAAUGUGGAGAAGAAUAGGUAAUGAAAAUAAAGGUUAAGUGCGAUUGCAAUGUCUCAAUAAAUUGCCCUACUUUGGAAGGAGAUCUUAUAAUGACCAACUUCAAGCUAAUUUUCAAGCAUUAGACGAUUGCUUAAGUACAAUCAGUCUAAAAUGAAAAGAUCAACAAGUCGAAUCUUAAAAUACCAACAUUCAUAGAAACAUAUCUUAAUAUUGCCCUGACAUGCAUCAACAAAAUUGAUAAAACUAUUAUCGAUAAGAAGACAAGUAAAAUAAACUUCCUAGAAAUCUUUACGAAGGAUUUCAGGUAUAUUAAACUCAUUUUUGAAAAUAUGGAUUAAUGCAAUGAUGCAAUGCAAAGAAUAUAAAUAUUUGCAUUCCCUGAAAGUGACUUGAGAGAUAUUUUUGCAUUUAAGUUCUUCGACCCUAGCUUAGAUCUUCAGAGAGAAUGCCUUGAAAAUGGAUGGGAUAUUUACUAAUCCCCUGAUCUAGAAUUUAAGAGAUAAGAAAUCACCAUUCAAGUUGUAUAUAAAUCAAGAUCACUUAUUGAGUCCUUCCUAUCCUCUCAUGCAUGUAAUCCCAGCUUCUUUUAAGGAUAGUACACUAUUUGUGAGUGCAAGAUUCAGGACAAAGUUUAGAUUUCCAAAAGUCCAGAGGACGAAUUGUUGCUUCUUGAGAUUGGAAGGACUAACCCAGAUGCAACAAAAAAGCUGCAAAUAUUUGAUGCUAGGUCCUACAUUAAUGCAUUGGCAAAUAGAGUUAACAAGGGUGGCUUUGAAAAUGUUAAAGAUAACUAUGUUAAUUGUGAUAUAUCUUUCUGUGACAUUGAUAAUAUACAUGGAGUGAGAGAUGCAAUAAAUAAAGUGUAUGAAAUGAGUUUACAGCCUUGGAUCUUUUCUAAUUCAUCAAAAUGGCUAACUUAACUUGAUAAUUCUGGAUGGCUUUAAAUAAUGUCAAAGAUCUUGAUAAGUACAAACAAAGUAGUGGAGAAAAUAAUGAUUGAUAAGCAAAAUGUUCUAGUACAUUGCUCUGAUGGGUGGGAUAGAACUGCUCAACUUUGUAGUCUUUCACAGAUUUUAUUGGAUCCAUUCUUUAGAACUCUAAAAGGAUUUUAGAUAUUAAUUGAGAAAGACUGGCUAUCAUUUGGACAUAUGUUUUAAAGGAGAUAUGGGCAUUUUAAUAAAAAUUACAAAGAUGAGUAAAGAUGCCCAGUCUUUACUCAAUUUUUAGAUGCUGUAUAUCAGUUAAUGCAUCAAUUCCCUACUCAUUUCUAAUUUAACAAGAAGCUUUUGCUUUUCAUAAUUACUGAAUUAUACACAUGCAAAUAUGGCACUUUCUUGUUCAAUACUCAAAGGGAGAGACAUAAGUUCAAAUUAAGAGAGAAAACCUUGUCAAUGUGGACUCAUGUUAAUCAUUACUCUGAGCAAUUUUUAAAUCCUUUUUAUGACUCAGAGAGAUAAGAAUAGAUUCCUAAAAUUCCAGUCACUAAUUACUAUGAACUUAAAGUUUGGAAAGAGCUAUUCUUUAGAUACACAGAGUAAACACCUUACUUCAAGCAUCCUGAGAUAUCAUCACCAGAUGAUCAUAAAGAUUAGCUAAUGAAGAGAUAACUGAAAAUCAACUAAAUUCUUAAAAACUUAGUUUAAGGAUCUUAAGAUCUACUGAAGAGAAUGGACAAGAGAUCAGAGUUAACUGCUGACUCAAUUCGAGACUCAAUAGGGAAUGAUUCUAAUUUCUCAAUGUUAGAUGAUAUUUUAAUGAGCGAAUAAUAAGAAAGAAAUGGUAUGUCAGCAGUUUCAUUAAAAAAUUUUCAAGAGGAGCUGAACCCUUAAAGCGAUGAAAUACUCCCUGAAACAUAAGCAAACAAUGAUCUUUUGUUCGAAUAAUGA